Messenger RNA from Micropterus salmoides (largemouth bass), 8228 nucleotides. RefSeq names its product potassium voltage-gated channel, Shal-related subfamily, member 1 (gene kcnd1). Gene Ontology annotation, cellular component: voltage-gated potassium channel complex; membrane. Gene Ontology annotation, molecular function: A-type (transient outward) potassium channel activity; protein binding. The record is from RefSeq and is a predicted model, not a curated record. Lineage: Eukaryota; Metazoa; Chordata; Actinopteri; Centrarchiformes; Centrarchidae. Bases 1398 to 3314 code for a protein of 638 amino acids. The transcript is spliced from 9 exons. Gene Ontology annotation, biological process: potassium ion transmembrane transport; protein homooligomerization.
GUUGAGCAAGCGAAUGGUAGGUGGAGCUAGAGAGAGAGAGAGAGGAGAGAGAGAGAGAGAGAGAGAGAGAGGGAGCGAGGAGGGAUGACAGGAGAUGUGGUCGUUGCCGCGGCAGCAGAGCGGGACAGAUCUGAGAGUAAAACACUCCUCCUGCUUCUUCUUCUUCUAUUUAUUAUAUUCCUCCGUCCUCCUGCAUCCGUCCGUCCUGUUUCCACCUGGAAAAAACCUGCCUCUGCCCUCCUCAUCACUCCUGUUCUUCCUCACCUUCAUCAUCAUCAUCACCUUCAUCAUCAUCAGCUGUGGACGGCCUUACAUGGACAUGGAGUUCGGCCUGCCUGACGCCUCCUCCUCGCUCUCCAGCACAGAAUGGUUGUCUCUCCACCACUGAUGCCCCACCGGCUUCUACGAGAGAGAGAAAGAGAGAGAGAGUGGAAACACAGAGACAGAUAAAAGAAAAUUAGAGAGGCCAAAACAGCGAGCAGGAACAGACGGAGAAGGAGAAAAAGAGAAUUGUGAGGCUGCACAUCCUUAAUCUCCACAGCGGGGAAACACUUAGAGGGAGGGAGGCCACACGGGCGAUUCUGUCUAUCUUGCAACUUCAGGAACCAUCAUCACAAUUUAAUAAGAAUUUGAAAGGCUGCGGCGCUGCAACAAAUCAGCCUUCAGAGGGGGAGAGGGAGGGCAAGAGAGCUGCAUACAGACAGAGAGAGAGAGAGAGAGAGAGAGAGAGAGAGAAUGCAGCGAGGCCAGACGCUUUAACGCCUUCCUACCUGGAUUUAUUUCUUUCUGCUUUUUGUUUUAAGUCCCAGCAGCAAUAAAACUGCGACGGCAAUAUCAGAGAAUAACUUUAUUAUUAUUUUACACAUAUUACUGCUGAGAUUCCAACAAAUAAUGGUUUUCUAUCAGGAGAGUCUGUGUUUUGAAGCGGAACAUCUUGUUAUUUAGAAGAACAGCACUGACAUCUGCCCGUAGGCAGGAGCUGUCUCACCUGCAGCCAGAAAGACAACCAUAUAAGGUUUAAAAUGGUCAGUUUACCCUGAGCAGCGUCUUGCAGGUCAGGAGAGCGACAGGAAGCUUCAUCCCGCCCAGCAGAAGGACAUCAGGAAAAAACUAGAAGACGGGUCACAGGGACGUCAGAUAGAUGGUCUUUCCCUCUCCUUUACAGCGUUUCUUUCAUGGCCUGACACCUAGCUGCCCUCUGACCCCUCCCUCCGCCCCUCCUCCCCCCUCAACAUGUCCGACCGCCUCCUCUCUCACUGCCUCGACAGCUCGAGGACAUCAGGUCAGGAAAAGAAGUGAGCAAGGAUUUAGUGAAGGCGCUUACGUCUGACGUGUGAACUCCGUCCUCCUCCGAGGACAGAAGUUGACUCUCUGCAGGUGGGACGUGCUGAUGCAAGAUGGCGGCAGGUGUGGCGACGUGGCUGCCAUUUGCACGGGCCGCGGCAGUGGGAUGGCUGCCGUUAGCCAAGAAGACGAUGCCCAAACCUCCUGUGGACAACUCGUCCAGAUCGGAUGAGAUCCUGUAUGUCAACGUCAGCGGGGUCAGGUUUCAGACAUGGAAGAACACUUUGGAUCGUUAUCCAGAGACGCUGCUGGGCUCCUCAGAGAAGGAGUUCUUCUUCAACGAGGACACACAAGAGUACUUCUUCGACCGAGACCCUGAAAUGUUCCGGCACAUUCUGAAUUUCUACCGCACCGGGAAGCUGCACUACCCGCGGCACGAGUGCGUCCAGGCCUUCGACGAGGAGCUGGCUUUCUACGGCAUCGUGCCAGAGAUCAUCGGAGACUGCUGCAUGGAGGAAUACCGAGACAGGAAAAAGGAGAACCAGGAGCGUCUGGCAGAGGACACGGAGGCCAAUGAGGCGAUGGACGCCCCCCUCCCUCCACACAGCACCUCCAGGGAGCGGCUGUGGCGAGCCUUCGAGAACCCGCACACAUCCACCAUGGCGCUGGUCUUCUACUACGUCACGGGCUUCUUCAUCGCCGUGUCCGUCAUCGCCAACGUGGUGGAGACGGUCCCCUGCCGGCCCCCCAAAGGCAGCGUUAAAGACCUUCCCUGCGGGGAGAAGUACCAGCUGGCCUUCUUCUGCAUGGACACGGCCUGCGUGCUCAUCUUCACCUUCGAGUACCUGAUGCGUCUGUUCGCCGCGCCCAGCCGCUGCAAGUUCAUGCGCUCUGUGAUGUCGGUGAUCGACGUGGUGGCCAUCAUGCCCUACUACAUCGGCCUGGUGAUGCCGGAGAACGAGGAUGUGAGCGGUGCCUUCGUCACCCUUCGGGUUUUCCGCGUCUUCCGGAUCUUCAAGUUCUCGCGUCACUCGCAGGGUUUGAGGAUUUUGGGCUACACGCUGAAGAGCUGCGCCUCUGAGCUCGGCUUCCUGCUCUUCUCCCUCACCAUGGCCAUCAUCAUCUUCGCCACCGUCAUGUUCUAUGCCGAGAAGGGCACCAAGGGCUCCACCUUCACCUCCAUCCCCGCCUCUUUCUGGUACACCAUCGUCACCAUGACCACGCUCGGGUACGGCGACAUGGUUCCCAACACCAUCGCAGGGAAGAUCUUCGGCUCCAUCUGCUCACUCAGCGGCGUGCUGGUGAUCGCCCUGCCGGUGCCUGUCAUCGUGUCCAACUUCAGCCGGAUCUACCACCAGAACCAGAGAGCGGACAAGAUGAGAGCGCAGCAGAAAGUGCGUUUGGCUCGGAUCCGUAUGGCGAAGAAAGGAACAGCCAACGCCUUCCUCCAGUACAAAGAAGACCAAUCAUUCGGGGAUCCGGACAGUGACAGCACGGCUCUUUGUGUGAAGAACAGAUCAGCGUUUGAGCAUCAACACAACCACCUGCUGCACUGCCUGGAGAAGACGACGAACCACGAGUUCACAAACGAGGUGAACUACAGCGAGCUGUGCAUGACGGAGUCGGUGGGCUACAGGACCAGUCGCAGCACCUCCCUGUCCAGCCAGCAGGGGGCGCAGAACAACUCUACCGGCUGCUGCCCCCGCCGGGCCAGGAGAAGAGCCGCCAUGCGACUGGCCAACUCCACGGUGUCCGUCAGCCGGGGGAGCGUCCAGGAGCUGGACACCCUGCACGUCAAAACCACCUGCAUCCCGCCUCAGACUCGUUCCAGUCUGAACGCCCAGACCGGUGACCUGAAGCUCAACUGUGGGGAACAAGAUUUCUCCGCUGCCAUCAUCAGCAUCCCCACGCCGCCCGCCAACACACCUGAUGAGAGCCUCCCCCCAUCGCCUGCCCCCAUUCCCGGUAUCCUGCGCAACACCCAGGCCACCACCUACACCCACGACACCUUCAAAAUCUCCUCCUUAUAACGUCUGACCGCGCCUGCAACUUCCCCCUCGACACCCGCCCCAGCAGCCACCCUCCCCGUAACCCUGAACUCCCUUUAAACCCUUGAACCUGAACCCAGGGCACUGCUAGCCGAGAAUUUGGGUGACAAAGACUUCUCAGGCUCUGAGGUCCGCUGUUUCCUUUCACUUCCUCACACCAUUUUGUGGAUUACAUGGGCUGAACCAAAUGGAGACACAAUGGCUUACUGUACGAAGGGGAGCAAAAAGUCUUAAGAAUCAGUCCCUCAUGCAUUAUAGACCCCCGACACGCCCUCCUGCACUGUUUUACCUUUUGGAUCUCGGAGCACAAACCCUGGAGGGUUCAUCCUGAACUGACGAUGGAAACGAUGUAAAGACAGAAAUGCAGCACCCCCACCCGAAGCGUUGGUUUCGUUGGGUCCAUUUGGCAUCCCCACUAAACAUAAUGCUUCAGUGGAGGGUUACAAAAUGUCUUAUUUUUCAGUCUAAACCUGGCACUGAAUGGUUUUAUUCUGAAAAGAGAUGUUGAAUGAAUCAGAGAGACUGCUGACCAUCGGAGGAUCAUUUAGACUCAGCUGGUUUGUUGUCAAACUCAUCUGUGAUUGGAAGAAGACGUGACAGAGACAAUCUGUUAACAACCAAACAACCUUCAGCAGCUUCACAAGCCAUGAUACAGUUUUUUGAUUGUUUUGGAAGUUGUGGGAAACAGGUGACGGCUAUCAGGCCCGUGGAGCUCAGACAUUUAUGGAUUGGUUUUUGUCUUGAUUCAAAUGCAUGCUGGUUUCUUUUCUUUGCAGCGACAGACUGGAAGUCUGACUGCAGAAAAAAUGCUGCUCAUUUCAGUGUCGUGUUGGACCUCUGCUGGUUGAAAGACUGUAGGUUUUAACCCCAACAAUGGGUCAACAUGUCUUCAAAUCUUAAGGAGUUCGGGAGUAUGUAUGGAAGAUCUCUUCCCCGGCUCUGAUUCAGCAGCUGAAGCCACUUCAGGACACUUUUUAAGAAAAGGAAGGGAACCAUGAGCGAGAACUUGUGAGCUUUUUUCAGAAUCCAGUUGCGAAACAUGUAAGAACGUGAAAAUCUUAAUAAUGAUCAAGAUGCUGCUGAAACACAUGAACUCAUCUGGGUUUAACUGAUCUAUGCUGAGCCUGAGUACUGUUAAUUAACUAACUACACUGAGCUGAUCUUACCUUCAAGGAACUGGGACAAACCGAGCUGGACUCACCUUACCUUUCUAAACGGGACUGUGGAGAGGAAAGGGUUAAAUGAGGGACUGGAUUCAUCAGGUCUGAUGUGGACUGGUCUGGCUGUAGCUCAGAAGUGUUUGUCGGACCAGGGACGAAAGCCUUUUACUUUUCAAAAUAUGCAACAUUACAACAAGCAGGAAAAUAGCAUCAACAAAUGAACAGAAUAAUAAUACCGAUAAUAAUGUGUUAUAAAACGUCAGUGAUUAUUGCAGGGAACAUAAUGUAAAGCAACUAAGAAUUUAAUUUGUUGUGUGAUCUUUUCAAUGAGAGCGAGAACACAAGUACAUCAGAUGAAAAUGGGAAAAGGGAAUGCAACGCCAAAAGCUUUUCAGCUUUAAAGUCACGUUUGUCCCCAUGACGUGCAAAAAAUGCUAAGAGAGACCGACUCAUGCAAUAAAAUCAAAAUGAUCAUAUUUAAUGUUAUGCACACAAAUUAUGUUAAAAGCCAUUACUUUCAUGUUAGUGUUUGCACAAAAUGGCCGUCACUUGUUAAAACGUUUCCAACAAAGUAGAACUAGCACAAACUGUUUCAAAUUUAAACGCAGACCACAUCGCCUAAGUUGACUUUGUUCCUGCUGCUUAUCAUAGGAUAUCAUAAAAAGAAAAGCAGGAAGUGCUGCUCUUCUCUCAGGCUCCACCCACACUCCUACGUCUUUGUUUAAACCUCAGACCUUCUGCUGCGUUUCCUCGCAUCCAGACUGAAACGUUGAAGUGUGAAAACGCUGCUCAGCCCGUUCUGGUUUUAAACUCGGGGGCGGCGUGUUCGUGCCGACGGGUGGAAACGAUGACGCUCACGUUUGGCUUCCUGAUUGGUUCUGAUCAGUCAGUCGGAGCAGAAACACGAUGCUGCUGACAGAGUUUUAUUCUUAGUAUUCUGUACUGUGUAAAUUACUCUUCUACACUUGUCCUCUGCGUGUCUCCGUAUUUACUUUGCGUCGACUCCCAGCCUGUUUCCCGCCGCCACCGUCUCUCUGUCCUCCCGUCUUCCUCUCGGUAACAGUUCCACCUCGCCGUCGCUCCGUGCAGAGGAAUCUCUGCUGUGGUUCUUCUCCAUCGCUGCUCUUCCUUCGUCUCCAGUAGAACUUUCUUCUUCAGCUGCAGAGCAGACAAUCUGCUUCCUGAUUACACCGGCACGCACACGCUCAGUGUACGUGAACGGUCACGUGAUGUUUACGUGUUCACGUGUCGUUUAAAUAAAAACAGAGAUCUGAUACGCAGCUAACACCCUGGUGAGCACGGAGGUCGUAGUGGUGUGGAUGUAGCCUCAGUCUACUUCUGAGAUGUGAAUCUCAACAGGGGACAAUGCAUUUCUGUUCCACCAUCACCCACACGUGACUUUAGCUGCAAGUAGUUUGGCGAAGCGUUUCCCUGACCAAUCAGAAGUGAGUGUGAGUGACUGACACACAGACGGGAGACAAGACGUACAUACUGUAACAUAUUUUGUAUCAUAGACUUUCACUGCAUCUUCCAGUCGAACCCUCAAACCAGAAAAAGACAAAAAAGAUAGAGAUGAAAGUGGUGGGGCGUUCCUCCGUGCAUGAGCCUCGUGCAGUAGAAGUAGCACUACUGAUCAUAGGAACUUAUCGUCAUAUCAGAGAAAAAAGCUAGAAACAAACACAACACAAAGGGGGAAAUCUCAUCUCAUCAUCUUUUUGCAUGACAACUCUUCCUUUCUUCUCUCCCGCCCGUCAUCGGUUAGUUUUCCUCAUCCUCCCCUGACCCAAACUUUUCAAGCCGAGUGUUUGCACCACGAGAAGCGUACGUUAGAAUACCCAGAAGAAUAUAUCAAAGUAAAAUCAUUCAGGCAUGUUCCUCGCCAGAAUGCAAAGUGUAUGUGUGUGUUUGUAUGAAUGUGUGUUUGUAUGAUGAGCUGUCACAAAUAUGCAUGGAUACCGUUAUAGGUAUUUUAUCUGUUUUCUCCUGCAGAGACGGCAGAGAGAGGAGGCUGUUCACUGGUUCUUCAACUCUUUUAUUUUCCACAGUACGUCCACUAAUACUUCAUGUGCUCCCAGCCGGCCCCUACACCCCGUCUACAGCAUUUAACAGUAAAAUAACUGAAACAGCUUAGUGUCUAAAUGAACCUUAUGCGUCAUGGCUGUCCUUCACUAAGUACAUGUUACCUGUCUGUUGGACAGAAUCAUUCUAACUCUAACUUUUCUCAUAGUCUGAGUGAUGUUACGUCAGAUGAAGCUCCAGAAGAAGCUAGUAAGUGGGAUUAUUACCGUAAUGGGCUGAUACGGUAAUUACAAAUGCCUUGUGACUGUAAUUUUGACAGGAAGUUCCUUAUUUCUGUAACAAACAGUCCCUGACUUUAGUUCAGUUUUGUGUUAAAAAACUCUCACUCUUGUGGUUUUUAUUCGGUCUUUUCUGGGUCAUGAAGCUUCUUUGUAAGUUUUGUUUAUAUUAAACUGAUGAACUGUACAGGGAAUGAAGCUGAAAGCAGGUUUGACUUUAGUUACUCUUGUAAUUUAUUUGGGUUUGAAUGUUUUUGUGACGCUAAAUGUUGAGGCUUGUGGGUAACGGCUGGGAGCUUUGCUGCACUUUACUGUUUCUACUGCGGGACGCCUUCAUGGGUCGGACCUGAUCUUGCUGUCUCUCUCAUCUUUGUUUCUUCAACUGCGAUAAACAGGAAACCUCUGAAGCAAGUCUGAAUCCGACUGCAGCAAAUGAUCAUUUCCCCUUUGUAUUGUAUAAUGUUCCUUUGACUUAAUAAGUGAAUAGUUUUAUGAACUGUCAGAGAUAAUAUCUUAUUCCAAUCACAAGUUGCUGACGGACAAAAUUGUGUCUUUUUAUUUGUAAAUUUGCUAAAAGUAAGCUGAUUGUAGCAUUUUGAAGCCAUGAAGUCAGUAUUUAUUCUAAUGGAUUUGUUUGAUUGAUCUUUAAUUUCUUUAAUCAGUGACUUAUCAUUUCAGUUUUGGGGGAUGAAGCUGUUUUAAUUUCAUAUUGUGAUUUUUGUGCAGGUGUGAAAAUGCUACACAUGAUACUGAUGCUAAGAUUAGCGUCGAUCCUUACAGCCAUGGUUUAAAUGUUGUUUGGCAAACGGCUCAAAGGUUCAUGAAAAUGGCAGAUGUUGUGUGUCACGGCCUCGGUGGGAGAGUUAAAGAGGAUCCUAACACUAAGUCCACCUUGUGAAGGGAACGUCUUGGAUGACGUUCCGCUGGUUGUGGUCCGUUGGAUCAGCAGUUCCUCCUGCCUUUGUUGUACCUGUGGCCCCUGAAAACGAAGCUGUCUGCUUGUGACCAAAGAGUUUUAUUUACAACAGAAAAAGCUAAUUCUAGAACAUAUUCUUAGGACCCCUUUCAGGCUGGGACCCUCUGCUCUAAACCACAACAAUGUCCAGGUGCUGCACAGAGUCUCUGGAGGAGCUCGAACCAGAUCCAUAACUGAACGCUUUGUGUGAAGGAGGGGAUUUCGUGUUAAGUUGCUCUUAAACUCUCCACCUGUUUGUAUUCAUUUAAAUUUGUAAUUGUGUUUUUCAUCUGAAGCGGUGUUUGUGAAAUGUGACGAAGUCUUACUGAAGGGGGGGAAGUACGACAGCAGCCCUUCAGAUGCUGCAGAGUUAAACAUCUUUUCAUCCAGUGAACUGAGUCUCAGAGAGCGGAGUGAAUGAAGGCAGGAGAAAAGAGCAUUAAAGCACAGAGGUGUAUAUUCCAUUCCACUAAUAAAGAACAGA